CUACAAACAAAACAACUUGCAAAAGUGGCACACCAUUUUUAUCUGCAAACCAAAUCACACACCAAUUUCCUUUGCUUUCUUUUCCUCCACAACAGCCAUGGAAGCAGCUUCCACAGCAACUUCAGCCAUCAACUUCCUUUCAACCACCAAAAAACUAACCAACCCAACAAAACUCCUCACAUUUGUCAACAUCUCCAAAUCCAUUACCAAACCCAGAAACAAUUCUCUCUCUCUCUCCUGCUGCUCCACAAAACCCGACACAAACACUGACAAUGUCGGAAACCAAGAUCCCACCUUUGACAUUGGCCUAAAUUCAGAACAACCCAAAUCGCCAAAACCCAAUUCAAGCGACCAACUUUCCUCUCUCUCGCCAUCUUCCGCGUCUUCCUCUGGUGGGUUGGUGUUUGAUUUGGGAAUUGAGAACUCAUGGGACAGCGCGGAAAUUGGGUCUCCGGUUGUGAAAAGGUUUCUAAGCGAUGAAGAAGAGAGAUGGUACAUGUGGUACCACGGCAGAUCAUCAAGAUCAAAAAACGACUCAGAAAACCCAUGUUUGGAUUCGGUCGGAUUAGCGGUUUCAAGCAAUGGGGUCCACUGGGAGCGAGGUGUGGGACCGGUCCAGGCCAGCAGGGAUGUGGGUUUUGUGAUGAGUUGUGGCAAAGAUUGGUGGGCUUUUGACACUCUAAGCAUUAGACCUUCUAAGGUUGUGAUAAUGUCAAGCUCAAAGGUCAGAGUUUCUAGUGCAGUUUAUUGGAUGUACUACACUGGGUUCAGUUCUGAGGAGAUUGAUAUUGAUAUUUCUGAUGAGUCUUUUAAAUUCAGUCUUGAAAACCCAGAAAGGUUUUUUGGAGAUUUUGAGGGUGGUUCAACUUCAAGUGGUAAAAUUCACAAGUCUUUACCUGGUUUAGCAAUUAGCCAAGAUGGGAGGUAUUGGGCUAGAAUUGAAGGUGAGCAUCAUAGUGGAGCUCUAUUUGAUGUUGGGGCAGAAAAGGAAUGGGAUUCCUUGUUCAUUGCCUCACCACAAGUUGUUUUCCAUGGGAAUGGGGAUUUAAGGAUGUACUACCACUCAUUUGAUGUUGGGAAUGGGGAGUUUUGCAUUGGAAUGGCUAGGUCAAGAGAUGGGAUUAGGUGGGUGAAGUUGGGGAAGAUCAUUGGUGGUGAGAAAAACACUAGUGGUGCCUUUGAUGAGUUUGGAGCGCUUAAUGCCAAUGUGGUGAGAAAUAGGAAAGAUGGCAAGUACUUGAUGGCAUAUGAAGGGGUUUCUUGUAAUGGAGAGAGAAGUAUUGGUUUGGCAAUGUCCCAAGAUGGGCUUAAGAAUUGGACCAAGUUUAGAGAUGGGCCUGUUUUGAAGGCUUCAGAGGCCCAAAAUGGGUGGGACAAUAGAGGGGUAGGAUCACCUUGUUUGGUUCAAAUGGAUGGAGAAGAAGAUGAGUGGAGAUUGUAUUAUAGAGGUGUUGGGAAUGAGGGAAGAACAGGGAUUGGAAUGGCGGCUUCUCAUGGGAGUGAUUUUGGGAGGUUUACAAGAUGGACAGGAUUUCACAUGUAAGGUUUUGUUAUACAUGUAAUGUGUUUGUUAUUAUUGUGAUUUUAAGAUGGGAAAAUUUCAAUCAUUAUUAUUAUUGUUUUGUUGGUCAAGAAUAGGAUGAAAUGGGUGUUUGUUUUGUUUGUAUGGACUAGUCAAUGAAGUGCAGUGUAAUUA
Molecule: messenger RNA, 1696 nt
Organism: Morus notabilis
Lineage: Eukaryota; Viridiplantae; Streptophyta; Magnoliopsida; Rosales; Moraceae
Exons: 1
Coding region: 98-1543 (481 amino acids)
Source: RefSeq, a predicted model, not a curated record